GCCCCGAAAAGCUCUCGUACACGGUUCGCGGUCGUGUCAGUGCCAAAAUUCCACAAAAGUCGUCUUCUGCGACAGACGAGUGCCAAACCGGACGAUGGCCAAGACUGCUCCGACAGAAGGCGUAUGUGUCUCGUCAUAAAAAUCGCCUCGGAAGCUCCUCGACGGCUUGCAGACUGCCUCGCUAUUUCAGUGCGGGGGUGUGAUGUGGUUGACUGGAGGGGGGUGCGCGGGGGGCAGCUAGCGGCGUGGGAGCCCCCCGGCCCCAGCAUGACGCGCGCUAGAGAAUGAAGAAGCAAAACGUUCGCACGCUAUCUCUUAUCGUUUGCACCUUCACGUACCUGCUGAUCGGCGCCGCCGUCUUCGAUGCUCUUGAAUCUAAAACCGAAAAUCAACGUAAAGUCGUCCUACAAGAAAUCCAAGCAAUAGUUAGAAGAAAAUACAACAUAAGCGACGAAGAUUUUAGGAUAAUGGAAACAGUCGUCCUGAAAUCUGAGCCGCACAGAGCCGGCCAACAAUGGAAAUUCACUGGAGCCUUCUACUACGCGACUACAGUAUUAACGACGAUAGGUUACGGCCACUCCACCCCCAGCACCAUCGCGGGGAAGCUGUUCACCAUGUGCUACGCUAUGAUAGGAAUACCCCUAGGUCUCGUCAUGUUCCAGAGCAUAGGCGAGAGGGUCAACAGGUUAAGCAGUGUCAUAAUUCGGUCCGUGAAGUCUUCCUUGCACUGCCGGCAAACCGCAGCAUCAGAACUGGACCUCAUCUGCGUAGUGACGACGCUGAGUUCGUUGACCAUAGCUGGUGGUGCUGCCGCCUUCUCGCGUUACGAAGGCUGGAGCUAUUUCGACUCCGUUUAUUAUUGCUUCAUCACACUCACUACUAUAGGAUUCGGUGACAUGGUAGCACUUCAGAAAGACAAUGCUCUCAGUAAAAAACCGGAGUACGUCAUGUUUGCGCUCAUCUUCAUCCUGUUUGGCUUGGCCAUUGUAGCGGCUUCAUUGAACUUGCUCGUUCUUCGCUUCGUCACGAUGAACACGGAAGAUGAGAGGAGGGACGAGGCGCAAGCUAUGCAGGCUCUGGCCGGGGCUGUGAGACUCGAGGGCGACGUCAUCACGGCCAAUGGCUCGAUUUUGAGCGGCCAAAUGGGCCAUCAUUGUACAGAAACCACUUCCCUAGACGCUGAUGAUACCUCCGUGUGUUCUUGUCAUUGUGGCUGUUUUACUUCUAAUAGUAGGCACAGGUUCACAGUACGAAGGUCACCCACGCAAAUCCGGCAUUUGCUUCCUGUUCUGCCGAUGCACGAGCUUCAUCUUCCCCAAGGGCCAAUAUUGCCCCCACCGGCGAUAUACCCCAACCAUAGGGCUUCGAUAUGAUUUCCUGGGGCAUAAGCCUACAUGUUCAAUGUGAUACGUAAAAACUAGAUAAAAAGUAAUCAAUUCGAACGAAACGUUAGUGGUUUUUAAUCAUCGAUUGUGUGAAAGGAUGAGAAAUCGUCUCAUUUUAUGAAACAAUAAACGUAAAACCGCACUAACUGAAACGUCUUAUGAAAAAGUAUGAAAGCACAAAUCGAUAUUUUCCAUUCUUAACGAUAAGUUCUCUAGUCUUAUGGGUUUUCCGCUUGAGGGUUUUAUACUUGCGUUCUGCAUUCUAGAGUCGAUCGUUUGUAUAAAAAUUCGAUGUAAUUUUGGUGUUCAUUUCUGAUUUGUCACAUCAGAUGCGUUGUCUUCUUUCCGAGUAAUCCUCGAUUUGGAGUAUUUAUAGUAGAUUACCUUAACGAUAGGUAUACAAAGUAUUAUACGGGUUGGAAAGUUACCCACUGAAAUUUGGGAUCAAAGUAAAAUAAUACCUAGUUGCCAAAUUUUAUCAUGUUUCUGCGGCACUUUUGAAAACGCAGAGCGUCUAAAUUUGUUACGUAGAUUUUAUAUCAAUUCGCAGAUCUGUCAUUAUGUGACGAAGAUUUGCAUCUCUGCAAAGACGCAGAAAACUUGAAAUGUAUCUGAUGUCGUCCAACUUUCUGUAGUGAACUCAAUCGAUAAGAAAAGAAUCUUAAUGAAAAAAGUUUUCAAAAGCGUUUGCAGAAAGUGAAUGUUCUUCCGUUUCCUUAAAAAACUCACCAUGCUUUAAAAAGAUGCCAAUAUAAAACCGAAAUUAGUAAGUGGUGCUUCCUGAAACAAUGCUUUUUACCACACUGAGCUUAAGGGCCUCUAAAAAACCCUUAAUAAAUGUGAAAAAAUCUGCUCAUCUGCAUAACCAACCGUUAUUGACCACGAAAAUAACUGCAGAACUUUGCUUAUAUACAAUAUUUCCGUGAAAAUUGAGCAGAUUUUGAAAGUGCAUUGUAAAUAACCAGACUGCAUUGUACAUAAUCCAAGUACUGAUUUAGUCAUUUUUUGAAACAAUAUAAUUUUAAAUUGUACGUAGAUUUUUGAUAAAAGUUGUUUUAAAGAAAGAACAUGUCUAAUCGAUACAUUUUCAAGAUGGUUAUGAAUUUAGGCCUAAACAUUAAAAUAACAAUAUAAUUAGAUUUUACACUUUUACCAGAAUACGAAUAACGUAGUCUAUAGUACAAGUCUAAAUUUUAAUCAGACACAUGUAAAUUAUAUCGCGUUCUAAAGAAUUGUUCUUUCUGUUAAAACUUAUGUAAGUAAUGUAUAAUUUUUCAGUCAUAGUAUGUAAUUAUAAAAAAAUGUGUCAACCAUUUGAAAUGUUACCUAUUAAUUAAGCUUUUUAUUGAAAAUUGUAACUGCUGAAUGGUUUAGAUAGGUUAAAACUGUAAAUACUAC
Messenger RNA from Zophobas morio, 2783 nucleotides. It is a transcript of the gene Task6, whose product is annotated as two pore potassium channel protein sup-9. Gene Ontology annotation, cellular component: plasma membrane. The record is from RefSeq and is a predicted model, not a curated record. Gene Ontology annotation, molecular function: outward rectifier potassium channel activity; potassium ion leak channel activity. Bases 285 to 1373 code for a protein of 362 amino acids. NCBI's taxonomy places the organism in Eukaryota, Metazoa, Arthropoda, Insecta, Coleoptera, Tenebrionidae. The transcript is spliced from 7 exons. Gene Ontology annotation, biological process: stabilization of membrane potential; potassium ion transmembrane transport.